GUAGGGGGCACCAAAUCAUUCCGUAGCUUUUUGUGGUGUAGAGGAAGAAUUGGAUCCCUCUAGCAUUAAACCACCUAGCUGAAGUUUAGGUAGUUGAACGUCAUAACACUAAUAUAAUGUUUACAUUUAAAAGCAGGGAAGUUAAUACAUUGUUUGGCUAAACUAAAAAAAGAUAUUCGAUCUAUUUUCUUCUUUUUUUUGUUGCUCUAAGCUGAUAGUUUUGGGGGCGCAAAGUGAACUGCUAGUCAUCCAGCUAGCCUUGUGGAGCUAGCUCAGCUGUCAGCUGUUUGUUUUUGUUUCUGUUAAACUGCUCUCUUUCCCUUUUAACACAUGAGUGUUUCGCUGGUUGUUAUCCGUCUGGAAAUAGCCGACCGGUCUCCUUUUCCACGAGGUUUUCAAUACUCUGCUGUUGAAGGCAUGUCCGAGGAGGAGCUCCGGGAAAAAAGUCUCGGUUUAGCCAAACAUGCCCUGAGUGGGAAGAGUGAGCUGGAGCGAGCAGCCAUCCUGCACCAGCAUAUGGGCAGCAGAUCCGUGGGGGACAUGGUGAUAGAAACCUAUGAGCCCGCCUCAGCAAGAAGUGACGAAGGAAGCAGCAGUCCUCAGAGUGCGCAGACUGAGACCCCAGUUUCCCAGGAGACCAGCGGCGCCUCGCAGGCGGCUCCGGACUCGCCCUCCAAGCAGCUACCAGAACAGAUCUCCUUCUUCAGCGGGAAUCCGUCGGUGGAGAUCGUCCAUGGCAUCAUGCACCUCUACAAGACCAAUAAGAUGACGUCGCUGACUGAAGACGUGCGGCGCAGCGCCAUGGUGUGCAUCCUGACCGUGCCGGCCACCAUGACCAGCCACGACCUCAUGAAGCUCAUGGCUCCGUUCAACGACGUCAUGGAGCACAUGAAGAUCAUACGGGACUCCACUCCCAACCAGUACAUGGUUCUCAUCAAAUUCUCCUCUCAGGGCGACGCCGACAGCUUCUACACGGCCUGCAACGGACGCCAGUUCAACUCCAUCGAGGAAGCAGUGUGCCAGCUGGUCUACGUGGAGCGAGCGGAGGUCAUAAAGUCUGAGGACGGAGCCAGCCUGCCGGUGAUGGAGCUGACCGAGCUGCCGAAGUGCACCGUGUGCCUGGAGAGGAUGGACGAGUCGGUCAACGGCGUCCUCACCACCCUCUGCAACCACAGCUUUCACAGCCAGUGUCUCCAGCGGUGGGAAGACGCCUCGUGUCCGGUGUGUCGGUACUGUCAGACGCCAGAGCCGGUGGAAGAGAACAAAUGCUUUGAGUGCGGCGUGCAGGAGAACCUGUGGAUCUGUUUGAUCUGCGGGCACAUCGGCUGCGGGCGCUACGUCAGUCGUCAUGCCUACAAGCACUUUGAGGAAACGCAGCACACCUACGCCAUGCAGCUCACAAAUCACCGUGUGUGGGACUACGCUGGAGAUAACUACGUGCACCGCCUGGUGGCCAGUAAGACCGACGGGAAGAUGGUGCAGUUUGAGUGCGAAGGAGACACUUGCCAAGAUGAGAAAAUAGAUGCUCUCCAGUUGGAGUACUCCUACCUGCUGACCAGCCAGCUGGAGUCCCAGAGGAUCUACUGGGAGAACAAGAUCGUUCAUCUGGAGAAGGAGACGGCCGACGAGAUCAACAACAUGAAGGCGAAGUUUAAGGAGACCCUGGAGCGCUGCGACAACCUGGAGCAGCGAUUCGGAGAAAUAAGCAAAGAGAAGCAGAGCUUAGAGAAGAAGUGCACUCAGCUCAACGGUCGAGUGCUGAAGCUGAGCCAGGAGCUGAAGGAGGAGCAGGAGAUGAACCGCUGCCUGAGAGCCAACCAGACGCAGCUGCAAGCCCAGCUGGCCGAGGAGGAACGCAAAGGAAAAGAGAGCGGCGAGCGAAAGGACGUGGUGAUAACGGAGCUGCAGGAGCAGCUGAGAGACGUGAUGUUCUACCUGGAGACGCAGCAGAAGAUCGAACAGCUGUCCUCCGAGGCCCGCAGCGAAAUCCAGGAGGGCCACAUCAACAUCCCGGCCGGCCAGGCGGACGGCGCCCUGGGCCCGGACGGAGCGGGCCCCUCGUCAGGGCGGGGCCGCCGAGGCCGGGGCAGGAAGAGGAAGUAGGCAGGAGCCCCAAUCUGCUGGAACGCAUUCAGGAACCACUGACUGCAAGUCUUUCACUGCUGAGCUGUGGAGUUCCUUCAGCCUCCUGAGGAGGACAGCUGGACGGAACAGCAACCAUGUUUUCAGCUUAAACGUUCGACUUUAAAGUAGCUUUCAAAAGGAAAAGUGGGACAUCUCACAGAUUUUGUGAGGAUUCAGCUAUUUCCUUUUAGUAUUGCUGCUUUGGUUAAAUAGAGUGUUUUAUCUGUUUAAAUAAGUGCUUGAAGAUAAAACAAGCCUGAUAAAAUUAUCUGAAAUCAUAUUUUGCCAGAAGCGUGAAAUCAGGUCGAUAAGCAGGAGCCAUGCAGAAGGAAGAUCAAAUUUCCCUUUUUUACAUUUCUCAGUCAGUGUUAACACUCCACAGGAAGGCAGGAAAAUAUAGACGGAAAAACAUUUAAUCAGUAAUAUUCAUAGAUUUUUUUAUGAUCAGUAAUCCACUGUGACAAGCUGAGCGGAACGGACUUUCUGCCCGAGUGAGUUCAUUUUAUCUUAGUGUUGCUUUUUUUAUUUUUAGAUCAAAGUUUCAACAUUUUUUUUGUAAAUAAUAAAAAAAAAGAAAUGGUAAAGAUUUUCUCUUAUUAUUUUUUAUUUUUAUUCUGCUCUAUUACUAGCACUGCUGCAUAUGACAGUACAUUGGGACCAUUGUAGGAAAAAAAAGAAAUUUCCUUCAGAAAACUCAGAUUUUGAGAUUCACAGAAAUGUUGAAAUUUUGCUAGAAA
Xiphophorus maculatus (southern platyfish) is the source of this 2861-nucleotide messenger RNA. It is a transcript of the gene brap, whose product is annotated as BRCA1 associated protein. NCBI's taxonomy places the organism in Eukaryota, Metazoa, Chordata, Actinopteri, Cyprinodontiformes, Poeciliidae. Bases 331 to 2103 code for a protein of 590 amino acids. Gene Ontology annotation, molecular function: zinc ion binding; nucleic acid binding; ubiquitin protein ligase activity. Gene Ontology annotation, biological process: Ras protein signal transduction; protein ubiquitination. The transcript has 13 exons. The record is from RefSeq and is a predicted model, not a curated record. Gene Ontology annotation, cellular component: cytoplasm.